Molecule: messenger RNA, 762 nt
Organism: Populus nigra (black poplar)
Lineage: Eukaryota; Viridiplantae; Streptophyta; Magnoliopsida; Malpighiales; Salicaceae
Product: superoxide dismutase [Cu-Zn] 2-like
Exons: 7
Coding region: 73-549 (158 amino acids)
Biological process (GO): removal of superoxide radicals
Molecular function (GO): superoxide dismutase activity; copper ion binding
Source: RefSeq, a predicted model, not a curated record
GGUGCCUUGGAUGAUAUUUUUAUUUUAAAAACCUGAGAGAGAGCAGAAGCAAGAGUAAGCAGCUAAGAUAAAAUGGCAACAGGGUCUGUGAAAGCGGUGGCUCUCAUCACCGGAGGCUCCAAUGUUAGAGGCUCUCUUCAUUUCAUUCAAGAACCAAACGGGGCAACACAUGUGACAGGGAGGAUAGCUGGCUUAUCACCAGGCCUUCAUGGGUUUCAUAUUCAUGCUCUUGGUGAUACCACCAAUGGCUGCAAUUCCACUGGACCUCAUUUCAAUCCAUUAAAGAAGGACCAUGGAGCUCCAUGUGAUAACGAACGUCAUGCUGGAGAUUUGGGGAACAUCAUUGCAGGCUCAGAUGGUGUUGCAGAAGUUUCAAUCAAAGACUUUCAGAUACCACUGAGUGGAAUGCAUUCCAUAUUGGGGAGGGCUGUUGUUGUGCAUGCUGAUCCUGAUGAUCUUGGAAAAGGUGGACAUGAUCUUAGCAAGACAACUGGGAAUGCAGGUGCAAGGGUUGGAUGUGGCAUCAUUGGGCUCAAAUCAUCUGUUUAGGUUUGAUACUUAGUUGAUGGAUUUCUUCAUGCAAGAUGUUCUUUCGGUAAAGACAGAAACAACUAAAAAAAGGAUGUCUUUGUAAGUUUUGCAGGGUGAUCCAAUAUACUUGUUCGAAACUGUAAUCUCCUAAUAACAAAGUCUAUGUAAUAUCUUCGAAUAUUCAAUUUGUCAAUAUAUCAUAAUGGCUUGGAAAGCUUUCCCUGGACACAA